ACUACAAAACUCAACAUAUAUACCCAAAAAUAAAAAAAAAUACCACUUUGAGCUAGUAAUAAACACUACUAGCUACCUAGUUAUAAAAGUACUAUCAUAUAUAUAUACACACAUUCUCCCCCUUUUGAAACCCAAAAUUCAAGAACACAUAAGAAGAAUGAACUGCCUACAUUCUUGGCCCGAACCAAUAGUCCGUGUCCAAUCCCUAUCCGAAAGUGGAAUCAAGAAACUCCCACAACGUUACAUAAAACCACCCUCCCAAAGGCCUACUAGGGUUAAUAACUCUUUAUCAUCGUCAUCACAACUGGGAUGUGAUGAUGGUGAUCGUCGUCAUCAUCUUGGUUUUGACUCAGAUGAUGAUGACAAGACCGAUAUUAACAUCCCUGUGAUUAGUCUGGAGGAUGCGUUCUCCUCAGACAAAGCCCUUAGAGAGGCUACUAUGGCUGCGAUUUCGAGCGCUUGCCAUGAGUGGGGUUUUUUUCAGUUAGUGAACCACGGCGUGAGCCCCGAGCUGAUGAAACAAGCUAGGAACACGUGGAGAGAGUUCUUUGGCCAGCCUGUCGAGGAAAAGCAGCGGUACGCUAAUUCUCCGAGCACCUACGAAGGGUACGGAAGCCGGCUUGGGGUGGAGAAAGGUGCCACCCUUGAUUGGAGUGACUAUUUCUUUCUUAAUUUAUUGCCUCAAUCGAUAAGGAACCCAGACAAGUGGCCUUCAGUCCCAUCUUCAUGCAGAAAUGUGAUUGAAGAGUAUGAAAAGGAAGUGGUGAGUUUAGGUGAAAGAUUGAUGAAGGUUUUAUCUAUGAACCUUGGCCUAAAAGAGGACCACCUUUUAAAUUGCUUUGGUGGAGAAAAAAACAUUGGAGCUUGCUUAAGGGUUAACUUCUACCCAAAAUGUCCACAACCUGACCUAACCCUAGGGCUGUCGUCGCACUCUGACCCCGGCGGCAUGACACUUCUCUUGCCCGAUGAAAAUGUUGCCGGGCUCCAAAUACGUAAGGACAAGAGUUGGAUCACUGUUAAGCCUGCUCCAAAUGCUUUUAUUGUCAACUUGGCUGAUCAAAUUCAGGUGUUAAGCAAUGGAAUUUACAAGAGUGUGGAGCACAGAGUGAUAGUGAAUUCGGAGAAAGACAGAGUGUCAUUGGCAUUCUUUUACAACCCAAAGAGUGACAUAAUAAUAGAACCAAUCAAACAACUUGUUGAUGAUGAAACUCGACCUCCACUUUACUCUCCUAUGACAUUUGAUGAGUAUAGACUCUUCAUUAGGACUAAAGGUAUCUCUGGAAAAUCACAAGUUGAAUCUUUAAAAUCACCAUAAAAUCAUCUUCAUCAUAUAUGAAGAAUUGUCUUAUUCAUUAUAUAUUAUUAUGACUUUAAUAUAUAAUUAUUAGCUUUGUACUUGUACUAUGUGUGUGUGAUUCAAAAAAUAUGUAUGGUAUUUCUCUAUUAUCUAUAUCUGUAAAAUAAAUGGCACGUACGUUACUUUUGUUGAUUAUGUGGAAAAUUUGUUAUACGUA
Cannabis sativa is the source of this 1514-nucleotide messenger RNA. Its product is annotated as jasmonate-induced oxygenase 2. NCBI's taxonomy places the organism in Eukaryota, Viridiplantae, Streptophyta, Magnoliopsida, Rosales, Cannabaceae. The record is from RefSeq and is a predicted model, not a curated record. The transcript has 3 exons. The coding region runs from base 158 to 1315 and encodes 385 amino acids.